AUUUGUCUCAUUGUACCUCUAUUGCAUGCUUUUCUCUCUGUCUCUCUCUCUCUCACACCUCACUCUCAGUCAUUCCCCAUUCCUUCCUCAUUUCCUCGCCAUUCCUCCUCAUUAAUCGCUCUAUCAUCCUUGACUUCUUUGAACUUUAGUUUCUUUCAUCUUAAUUAUUAUUCUUCUUCUUCUUCUUCUUCCUCUUCUUCUUCUCCUCUCUCGCUCAUUUUGUCUAUUCAACUUAUCAAGGAAACUGUGCCUGAACAUAAUUAUUUUGCUAUUCCAGAGUAAUUCCAUGCUACCCAUAACUGCUAACUCCUCCACCACUACGACUACUGCUACUGUCUUGGACUCGCCCCAAAAGAAGAUCCGUGACCUUGUAGUCGCCGCAAAGGUCGACCGAGACCCAAGCAUUUCGCCCAAGCAAUAUGUUCGCUCCGCUGAAAAAAUCCUCAACUCUGCUCACUUUGCACGAGUCAGAGGAGACAUGGAAGAAGCAUUUGUCCUUUAUGUCAAGGCUUCAACCAUUGUUCUUGAGGUUGUGACGCAUGACAAAGACUUUGAAAAGUAUAAGACAGAUCAAGAAUACGUGGCGAUCAAAAAGCGGAUCGUGGAAUUAUUUUCAGACACAGAAAAGAUUAAAGACCUACUAAUGGCAAAAUAUGAAAGUAUUCAGGAUGUCGAGGCAAACGCUCUUGUCGCUGCAGCGAAGGCGGGACGUCCAAAACCACCGCCUCGCCCAAACAAACCAGACUUCUUGUCUUCGUCAAGAUAUGAUGGACAAGCACCGAUUCCCUCGGCUUCACCACGUAUACAUUCGUCUUCUGCUCCUACUCCAGGGGCUCUCUCUGUGUCCCAUCCUUCUACGACAUCACAGCAACCAAUCCUCAGCUCUGGAUCAAAUGUCAUGGCGGGAAUUCAAGCGCCGAUAACAUCCAUGUCAAUGUCUCUACCGAAUGGUAUGACUUCUGCUCCAUUAUCCACCACACUCGCCUCGUACAAACCUCUUAUGCCUACAGUCAAUAGUAGUCCAUCGACAUCGCCUGUAGUUGUACCUACCAUGGUAUCUUCAACUGGCAGUACGGGGAACUCUGGAUCAACAGCAUAUCCAGCAUAUCCAGCCUCUACAUCCGCACUCUCAGGCUCAAGUUAUUCAUCACAACUUUCGUCCAGCCCAAUCCCUAUGCCACGGCCAGUCCAUACGAUAACGUCACCAGCAUCCGCACCUACACCCGCGGCUAUUACCAAUGGAAAAAUAAAUGAAGUUGGGAUGAGUCUUGAUAACACGCCUCCUUCCACUAACAAAGUACAACCCAAUAGUGCAACAAGUAACGGGAGUAAGACUGAAGAAUACAAAUACCCCCUUUCAAUUAAACCCCAAAGGCUUUUGGAGUAUAUGCGGCAACCAAAUCCUCCAGCAUUAUUGCUGAUUGAUGUUCGUAUGCAAGUUCAAUAUGUUAACGCCAGUAUCAAAGCACCCUCCGUCAUCAAUAUUGAGCCGCCAGCCCUUCGAGAUGGUGUAUCGGCAAAAAUUCUCUAUGAACAAGGAUUAUUCAAUAACCCACCAGAUGAAAGGGCGCUAUUUGCGGAGCGAGCAAAGUUCGCCCUUGUUAUAUACUACGAUCAAAGUAGCAUGGAGAUACCAACCUCUGGACCACUUUGCAACCUGUGCAGAGCAUUAGUUGAUCUCGAAUUUGGGACACCGCUGCAAAAAAGACCGGUAUUGUUAGUCGGUGGUUUUAAUGCAUGGCUUGAUUGUGCGGGAAUGAACUGGGUCAAGGGUACUGGCGUGGAUGCUGCAAAGCGAAUUGGACAGACUCCACCACCAAUAUCGGAUAGUAGCGAUGUGUCUUCAAUUAACUCUCGGGAGAGCCUUCAGAACCAACCUGGUCUUCAGCCACAAAGCCAUGCUUUAUUCGCUAAACUUUCACAAGGGGGGGGCAUUAACCGCCAUGAUGGUAGGAUUAUCCGCAGGACCAUUGGGGAAUAUAUUAAGCGUGAUGAUGGUCCGCAAUCGAUGGUGAAUCCGCGGAUCGGAUCAAAUCCGUCAAACCUGUCAAACCCAGCCUAUCCCCCACAAGCAACGCCUUACAGUAGUGUUAACGCAUCUUAUUCCCCACCUCCAUCAAGUCUCAACUCUAUUCCCCCUACUUCCGGCUCUCACGGCGCUACAAUUUCCAAUCAACCGAAUGGAAUUCAUAAUAUUUAUGAUUUGAGAGCUCAGGAUAUGGGGCAGCAAUUGGGUGGCAUGCGUCAACGGGACAAAUCUGCAGCAGGACUUCAAAGACGAUUAACCAUUUAUGAUAACCAUUGGAACAAUUUUGGCGCGUCUGAGAAACCCCAUUCAGGCAAUCCAAUGUUGCCACCGAUCCCAGACAAGAUUCCUAUUUCUGGUACAAGCAUAUUAGGCCCUCCGUCAACUGAUAGUAACACUCCUUCGGGACCUGGUCUCCCAGCUCCUGCACCUAAUGGUGCUACUCGUCCUCCUAUUCCAGUCAAACCCAUGCGCCCACUCCCACAACCCCCAGGAAUGAAUGAUCUCAAGGACUAUACCAAAUUUGGUUCUGGGUUUUCAAAGAUUGGUGGCUCACAGCUCGGAAAGACUGGGUUGACCAACUUGGGCAACACCUGCUUUAUGAAUUCUGUCAUUCAGUGCUUGAUUGCAACACCCCCCCUUUCGCGUUAUUUCUUGGAUGGAAGCUUUAAGCGCAACAUCAAUAUAAAGAAUCCUUUAGGAACACAAGGGAAGCUUGCAGAGGCGUUUUAUGACCUGAUCAGUAGCAUGUGGAGUGGACAGUCGUUAGUGGUCUCGCCAACGAGUUUCCGACUAGCGAUUGGAGGAUUUGCGCCCCAAUUCAAAGGCACGGAGCAGCAUGAUUCACAAGAGUUUUUGUCGUUUUUGUUGGAUGGUCUUCAUGAGGAUUUGAAAGCAGAACCUCGACCACCACCACCAGGGGAUGAUGAAGGCUCAGAGGCGGAUGAUGCACGGAUGGAAUCCUUACCAGAAUACGAGGCUUCUGACAUAGCAUGGCAGAGAUAUCUGAGACGGGACAAUUCGAUCGUGGUCAAGCUCUUCCAGGGGCAGUUCAAGAAUCGCCUCUGUUGCACAAAAUGUGGCAAGACCUCGACUACCUAUAAUGCAUUUAUGUACCUUGCACUGCCAAUUAAGGCAAAGACCACUGGACGGCAACCUCAAACAUUAAUGUCAUGUUUGAAUACAUUCGUGGAGGCAGAGGUGAUGGAUGGUGACAACGCAUGGAAUUGUCCGAAUUGCAAGAAACCACGCAAAGCGACCAAGCAAUUGACCAUCAGUCGCGUGCCAGAUGUGUUGCUUAUCCAGCUCAAGCGGUUUUCAUCCGAUGGUCCGUUUAAAAACAAGAUCAAGACCAUGGUGCAAUAUCCUAUUCAGGAUCUUGAUUUAACCCCAUAUCUGCCAAAGCGACCAAGCGCAAAUGGACUAGUUUCGGAACCUGCGAUCUAUGACCUCUAUGCAGUAUCGAAUCAUUCAGGAGAAGUCAGUAGUGGGCAUUAUACAGCAUGUGUCCGUGGAGAGACCCCUAAUAGCUGGAUUAACUUUGAUGACUCGCGAGUAUCGCCAUGUGACAAGAGUGUAGCAGUGUCCGAGCAUGGAUAUACCCUGUUUUAUGUUCGUAAAAAGUAGAGAUGGGGGCAUAAAAUUUUUUAGAUCUCGACACAGCUUCAGCAAUAGUAAAGAGUCUACCAGCGCCAG
Molecule: messenger RNA, 3721 nt
Organism: Lobosporangium transversale
Lineage: Eukaryota; Fungi; Mortierellomycota; Mortierellomycetes; Mortierellales; Mortierellaceae
Exons: 7
Coding region: 287-3652 (1121 amino acids)
Biological process (GO): protein deubiquitination
Molecular function (GO): cysteine-type deubiquitinase activity
Source: RefSeq, a predicted model, not a curated record